AUGGCGUCGCGUUGGAUGUUCGUAGGCCGUUUGGCAUUUGCUCUUCUCCUGCUCACCCAAGGGGGAUUUUUAGUCGCUUAUUCCGAUGAUGAUGCAGUUAGGGCAAAUGAUGAUGAUGCAGUUAGGGCAAAUGAUGAUGAUGCAGUUAGGGCAAAUGAUGAUGAUGCAGUUGAGCGCAAAGAUCUAGUGUCUAAGCUUUCCUAUCAAAUGGCCAUCGAUCUCUUCGACGUUGUGGAUAUGAUAGAUAUCGUCUUGGAAGACAAAAGACACGGGAGUGCGAAUUGCUCGUGUACAAAUACUAUAAUAAAUGAAACCAACCUGACAAGUGCAACUUCAAGCCUCAAAACAAUUCCUGAAAGUUUCGGAAUAGUCAUGGUUACAGUGGCAUCUCUCAGUCUACUUAUGUCACUUUGGCAAUUGUUUGAGAACAAGCUAUCAACAGAUGACACAAAGAUUCGCUUCCGAGCGACAGUUCUUCGCAAUUUGGUAGAGAUAGCUUUGGUUAAUUUCGUCUUCUUGAUCAUUCGCUUAGUGGUGUACGCUGAGUACCGCAGAGAUGAGUCUAUCUUUAUUGCAAAGAAUAUCAUAUCAAUAGUUUUGUCCAUUUUGGAAAUUAAUGCACACUGUGCAUCACAUUCCGUCAAAUUUUGGUCUGAGUUAUGCAAAAGUUGUUUUGGACUGAGAGUGGUCUAAAAUGGCAAGCAGUGUUUGUUGUCAUUAUUUACACAUAGCGAAAUCGGUUUAGAGACAACUUUGUGAAAACUGCUAAGACAUUAUUUAGUUAUCAUUAUUGUUAUUGUAGUAAUUUUUUACUAUUAUAUCGCUGUAUGAUGGUAGACAUUCCUGCUCCUGUUUUAUAGUUGUGACUUAAGUGAUAUCUCAUGCAUGAUUAAUGUGUGCGGCGCUUCUAAAGCCGAGGUCAAAUACAAGGUAGCGUUGUAAGUUUUAAAAAAAAUCCUACAAGUUUUGCUACUUUAUACUCUUUUACUACUUUUUAAGGUUUAAAUUUACUGUAACAUAAGAUAUAUGAUGUCAUAUCUGUCGAGAAAUUAAGACUAUACCAGACUCUUGAUGUGUAACUGAAUGUGUAGUCAUGAAAUGAUUAAACAGCGUCA
This is a messenger RNA of Pocillopora verrucosa, 1115 nucleotides long. RefSeq lists its product as uncharacterized. The record is from RefSeq and is a predicted model, not a curated record. NCBI's taxonomy places the organism in Eukaryota, Metazoa, Cnidaria, Anthozoa, Scleractinia, Pocilloporidae.